UUUCAGUUUACAACUGGGCUCUCCCCUUGGCGGACAAAUUGCGAAUCCUUGAGCCAAGCAUCCUUUUUUCCCGUUGAUCAAAACAAAAUGCGCAGAUAAAAACAAAACUGAUGUUGGUGACAUAAUGUGUUGAGUAUUUCGCUAAUGUGAGAAAUUGUAAAUUAAAUGCAGAAAAGACCCCAAGAGGAAACUCAAUAGAAAGUGCUUAAUAAGUGCCAUCACUACAAAAGAAAAAUAUAUAAGAAAGAAUAAUAAAAACUGAAGUUAAAGUAAAGUGCUCCAGGAUCGAUCCCCUCGGAUACCCGAUUUAGUUAAGACCCCCGUCAUCGUGUAUAUUUGUCCCUCCGGAAAAAGUGAACCGCCGCCGUCGUCGUACACCUUGGUUUUCUUCGCUGGCAACGUAGUCGGCCAUUGAGUUGGCCGAUACCAAACGACCUUCAAAACGUUUUGCGUCGAGGCAAUACGCACCAUGGGCUGCGCACAGUCUGCCGAGGAGCGAGCCGCAGCCGCCAGGAGUCGCCUCAUCGAGCGCAAUCUCAAGGAGGAUGGCAUACAGGCGGCAAAGGACAUCAAACUCCUGCUGCUGGGUGCCGGUGAGUCGGGCAAGAGCACAAUAGUCAAACAGAUGAAAAUCAUUCACGAGAGCGGCUUCACUGCGGAGGACUUUAAACAAUAUCGACCGGUUGUCUACAGCAACACAAUACAAUCAUUAGUUGCAAUAUUGCGCGCGAUGCCAAACCUAAGUAUUCAGUACAGCAAUAACGAGCGGGAGAGCGAUGCCAAGAUGGUGUUCGACGUGUGCCAGCGGAUGCACGACACCGAGCCCUUCUCGGAGGAGCUGCUGGCCGCCAUGAAACGACUCUGGCAGGACGCCGGCGUCCAGGAGUGCUUCUCGCGCAGCAACGAAUACCAACUGAACGAUUCCGCUAAAUAUUUCCUGGACGAUUUGGAUCGGUUAGGCGCCAAGGAUUACCAGCCGACCGAACAGGACAUCUUGCGUACUCGCGUCAAGACCACUGGCAUCGUGGAGGUACACUUCUCCUUCAAAAACCUCAACUUUAAAUUGUUCGACGUGGGCGGCCAGCGGUCUGAGCGAAAGAAAUGGAUACAUUGCUUCGAGGAUGUCACAGCGAUCAUUUUCUGCGUGGCCAUGUCAGAGUACGAUCAGGUCUUGCAUGAGGAUGAAACCACGAACCGCAUGCAAGAGUCGCUGAAACUGUUCGAUUCGAUCUGUAACAACAAAUGGUUCACGGACACCUCGAUCAUUCUGUUCCUGAACAAGAAGGAUCUGUUCGAGGAGAAGAUCCGCAAGAGUCCCCUGACAAUUUGCUUCCCCGAAUACACAGGUGGACAGGAGUAUGGCGAGGCGGCUGCUUACAUUCAGGCUCAAUUUGAAGCGAAAAACAAAUCAACCUCAAAAGAAAUCUACUGCCACAUGACGUGCGCCACAGAUACCAAUAACAUUCAGUUUGUAUUCGAUGCUGUCACCGAUGUCAUCAUAGCAAACAAUCUGCGCGGCUGCGGUCUGUACUAAGGAUCCGAUCGAGAUCAAGAUCAAGAUCGAGAUCGAGAUCGAGAACGAGAUGAUGUGGAGCAGAAAUGGGGGGCGUUAGCAGGGAACACCGUAACGGUAUUAAAGAGCAGCGCGGGAGCACAACAACAACAACCCACCAGCAUUGAUCAAAAAACCAAACAAAUUUAAGAGAGCAACAAAACGAUGAUAGGAACCAACCGCAACUAUAACACAAAGGACACAGGACACGGGACACUCUACACUGGACACUCUCAACUGAACAUUAAACACUGGACACCACAGGACUCUGAACACUGAACAAGCGAAGCCCAAAGAACUUUUAUUUGUUUAACAAAAAACGCGCAAUGACGGAGAUCCCGGAUGGAUGAUGAAAAAUAUAAGGAAAUAAGCGACAAGUACAUUACAUAAUAUCGAUAAUAUUUGGUGCAGAUACAUAGAUGCAAUGUCAGAUCAGAGGAUCACUGAGGAUUGAUUUGAAUGAUUGGUAGCAGCAGAAGCAGCAGUUUGAUUGAAAGGCAUUUCCUAUUAAACAUACAUACAUACAUAUAUACAAAACACACAUACAUAUGCAUUAUGCAAGGCCACAUGUACGACAUGACACCAACACCGGACACGCACACUCUCGAAACACAAGCGCAAGCAUUGCAUAUAUAUAGUUGUUGUUUGGUCUGAAUAAUUUUUAUAGAACUUCAUAAUUUAUUGGGUAGCCCUUAGUUUCCUCAUGUAUUUAUUAAACCAAAAGAAAGUCAGAAGGACAAAGCGAUACACUUCUAUACAUAUACAUACAUAUAUAUUAAAAAAAUAUAUAUAUAUAUAAAUAUUAUAUAUUAAAUGUUUCCUGUUGCAAUCUCUCUUUGGAAUUAUUCAUGCCAUCAACGCUCUGCAUUUGCAUCAUGCUUGUUUAGACCUAAGUUCGAAAGAGUUUCAACCAAAUCCAAACAGCAGACGGCAACAAAGGCAGCGGAGCUAAGAAAUAAUAAUAAUAAUAACUAAUUCAUUUGAAUUGCGUGUCAGCGUGU
Molecule: messenger RNA, 2553 nt
Organism: Drosophila serrata
Lineage: Eukaryota; Metazoa; Arthropoda; Insecta; Diptera; Drosophilidae
Gene: Galphao
Product: G protein alpha o subunit
Biological process (GO): adenylate cyclase-modulating G protein-coupled receptor signaling pathway
Cellular component (GO): cytoplasm; heterotrimeric G-protein complex
Molecular function (GO): G-protein beta/gamma-subunit complex binding; G protein-coupled receptor binding; GTPase activity
Source: RefSeq, a predicted model, not a curated record